GCAGACGAUUUUUUUGUCAUGUGUUCCUUAAUUUCGUUUGCGUUGACUUUUGUUGACAGUUAAAAAAGUUCGGAAGUAAACGUUUUGUUAACAAACUAUAAACGAUGUCAGGUAAACCACGUCCUUGUGGAUGCAAAGGGUACCGCUCUUGCUUGCUAUGUGAAAAAGAAUUUAAUCUAUUACCUUUUAAGGAUGACUCAUUUACAGCAGAGUCGCUGGAAGAAAAAGGGAUUCAAUCGUAUGUGUUUUGCCCAGCUUGUAAUUUAGCCUGGCCAGGUUGGGACUUUGAUCCAACACAUCAUCCAAACCAUCGUGGUGAACCAAUUGAAUUUCCUGGGAUUUACAUUCAGCAAGAUUUUUUCAGUGAAGAAGAAAUGGUUAAACUCAUGAGUUCAUUUGACUCUAUUCCUUGGGAGUAUUCUGUUAGUGGAAGACGUAAGCAGAACUUUGGACCAAAAACCAAUUUUAAGAAGAGAAAACUACAACUUGGUAGUUUUAAAGGAGUCCCCAGCUUUUCUAAAAUAUUUCAUGACAGGAUUGAAAGUGUUCCUCUUCUGAAGGAUUAUCAUACUAUUGAACAAUGUAGUUUAGAAUAUGAUCCAGAAAGAGGUGCCUCCAUUGAGCCACACAUAGAUGACUGCUGGGUUUGGGGUGAACGUAUUGUGACCCUCAAUUUAGCUGGCGACAGCGUUCUUACGAUGACUAAAUACCAUGGAGGCGUUGAAAAAUAUAAUUUACAAGAUGUUGAUAUAGAGCUCCUUAAAACUGAAGAUAUUCCUGACAUCUGUGUUAGAAUUCCACAACCGGCAAGGUCGUUAGUGAUGAUUUAUGGUUCAGCCCGUUACCAGUGGCUUCAUUGUGUGUUGCGCCGUGAUAUUAAAGAACGUCGAGUUUGUAUCGCCUUAAGAGAAUUUACAAAACAGUUUUUGAAUCCGAACCACCUCAUGGGGCAAAUAGUUUUGCAAGCAGCCUCGAACUAUUUUUGAAAUUUGACUUAUAAAUACAACUGAAACAACAUUUA
Messenger RNA from Daphnia pulex (common water flea), 1021 nucleotides. RefSeq names its product alpha-ketoglutarate-dependent dioxygenase alkB homolog 4-like. The transcript has 5 exons. Bases 105 to 986 code for a protein of 293 amino acids. Lineage: Eukaryota; Metazoa; Arthropoda; Branchiopoda; Diplostraca; Daphniidae. Gene Ontology annotation, biological process: oxidative demethylation. Gene Ontology annotation, molecular function: oxidoreductase activity; demethylase activity. The record is from RefSeq and is a predicted model, not a curated record.